AUGGCUGCCCUUCAUAUACUUGACUCCACCGAUCUAAUCGCGACCGACGACGAGACCGAGGGCAACUUCACUGCUACAAGUAGUUGCAGUAUCUCCCUGAAGAGUAGCAGUACUACUGGCAUCAGUUCCAUGGACACAUCCGAGAUGAGAUUUGUCAAUUCGAAUGGUACUUUGGACGAUUUCUUUGGGGAUCAAGAUCAAGAAAAUGAUGACGAAGAGGAGGAGGAAGAGGAAGAAGAAGAAGAAGAUGAUGAAGAUGAAGGUCAUGGCUCUGGGAGUGAGAAAGACGAUUUGGAUCUACAAGUUACUAUCACUUUGGAUGGACAAAGGCAGUUCAAAUUCAGUGAGAGGGCGGAUGAAAAAGAAAAUGUAAAUGAAUCCGAGCAGAAAAAAGAUGAAGAAUAUCAACCAGAUGGUCAUAAAGCCCUUGAACAAGAGACCAAACUUACUCAGGAGGGGAUGAAAGACCCGCAGCUCGAGCUUUCUGCUCCCAUGAAAUAUUAUUUGAGGCCUGUUUGUACCAUCGGUAAGUUGCUUUUGCUUAGAUUUCAAUCGCGAUUUGCAAUCGUGAUAUUUUUGACAUUAAAUUAAUAAUUCAAUUUCUAUUAUCGAUUAUUUUUAUAGGAACAGGAACUUUUGGGAGAGUCUCGUUGACUCGGCAUAACGUAACUGGUCAUUAUUAUGCUCUGAAGGCUCUUUAUAUUCCCUCAAUCAUCGACCGGCGUCAAGUCCAACAUGUUCACAAUGAAAAAAGAAUUCUCGAGAAAUUGGAACACCCCUUCAUCGUUAAGAUGUAAGUAAGAAAUGUUUUUAAAGUAUUUUUUAGGUACGAUACUGCCAAGGAUUCGAGGAAUCUCUAUAUGAUCAUGGAAUUCCUUGCCGGAGGCGAGUUAUUUGCAUACUUGAGGGCCACCAAGGUAUUCCCAAGCUCCAUGGUUAAGUUCUACGCUUCUGAAGUGAUAUUGGCACUGGAAUAUCUACAUGGAUUACAUAUUGUAAGCCAUUUACUAUCGUUUGAUUAGCCUGUUUUUCUUAAAUCUUGGAUUGUUUGUUUUUUUUUGCAGGCAUAUCGAGAUUUGAAACCCGAGAAUCUAAUGAUGACUCAGGAAGGCCAUGUGAAAUUAACGGAUUUUGGGUUUGCCAAGGAAAUCCAUAACAAGUGAGCGGUUUUUAUGACAUUAGGACCUGAAAAUACUUGUAUUUUUGAUACCCAGCUUUUUCACUUGAUUUCAAUUAAUUCCUUCUCUAAAUUUCCUGGGGGCAAGAGUCCUAGAUUUGGCCGGAAGUGAUUAAACCUUCCUAAAAUACAGUAGUGAUUGAUUAAUGCGGAGGUGAGAAUCAGAACGUCAUCCCCCGCUCGAGUCCGGUAACAGCUGGCCCUUUUCUGGACUGCCGGACAGUUGUUUUCGAGGCUCCUCAGGUUGUCAAAAAAUAAGAAGAAAACAAAACUUCGAGUUUUCAAAAAAUAAAAAGUAGUGCUGAUGAUUUGUAACAUGACAAAGGUUAAACAUUGUAUAAAAUAAAUAUUGGUUUAAGAUCUUACACCUUAUGUGGAACUGCCGAAUAUCUGGCCCCAGAGUUGGCCAACCGCUCGGGCCAUAACCAUUGCGUCGAUUAUUGGGCCCUGGGAGUUCUCAUCUUCGAACUUAUCUGCGGAUAUCCACCUUAUUCUGGAAGUGAUGCAGACGUCGUCCAAGAUACGAUAAUCCAGCAAGGUGGAGUACCCGAAUUCCCAAAGAAAACAUUCAGUGCCAAUGCCAAGUAGGAACACAACACUUGAUUUUAUAUUAUUUCAGAGACAUUGUGACCCGAUUAUUGGCAGUAGAAAUGACUGAAAGAUUGGGGUACAAAGGUAUCCAUCAGAUCAAAGAACAUCCCUGGUUCGAGCAAAUUGAAUGGGAGAAGAUGCUCCAGAUGGCAAUCAAGGUAGGGCAGGCUUUUUGUAGAGAUCAGAAGUCUUCAUGGAUGAAAAAAAAUUAUUUUUUUCAGCCUCCUCUCAGCCCCACUGUAUAUCACGAAGGAGACACUGGCAACUUUGAUACCUAUGCUGAAGAGGAAACCCGAGCUGCAGCCAAGCAAAGAGAUCUCGACUUGUUCGAUGAAUGGUAG
Bursaphelenchus xylophilus (pine wood nematode) is the source of this 2109-nucleotide messenger RNA. NCBI's taxonomy places the organism in Eukaryota, Metazoa, Nematoda, Chromadorea, Rhabditida, Aphelenchoididae. The record is from the annotation of a GenBank genome assembly.